UAUGCGUUUUUAUGCAGAUGUCGUGACCGGGCUUCCGUAACCACCGACACACCGACACUGACUUUUUAUCGAAAAUUUGAGCGCGCGAAAACAACUCGACCGCCGUGCCGCCGUCUCUACUACGCCGCAUAAACGCACCUCUUCGUUCUUCCGCUUGUCCCUCGUAUCUUUCGUGUUGUUGCGAUUCCACAACUUCGACAAGCAUCAUCGUAGUUUUUAUCGAGAACAAAGAGAACUUGAAGAAUCAAGGGCCUGGUGCCAUACAAGUUACAAGCGAUCGUCGUGGGAACUCCGGAAUCCUGGAAAUAUGACAGACGUGGAUCUACCGUUCAGAGUCGAGUACUCGAAAAGUAACAGAGCGAGCUGCAAAGUCUGCAAAAAUCCCAUAGCCAAGGAUGUCAUCCGAAUCGCCUGCGUCGUUCAGAGCCCCUUUCAUGAUGGCAAAAUGGAGAGAUGGCAUCACGAAAAAUGCUUUUUUCAAAAGCAAAGACCCAAAACAGAAGGUGACAUCGCUCACUUUGAUGGAAUCCGCUGGGAAGAUCAGGAACGUCUAAGAAAACAAAUUGCUGAGGCGUCGAAUGGUGGUACAGCAGCACCAGCCGCCUCGAGUAGCGGCAAGGGUCGUAAGCGCGGCAAAGCAGCAGCGGCCGGUGGAGCAAACAAAGACUUCAGAGUUGAGUACGCCAAGUCAAGCCGGUCGACAUGCUGCGGCUGUCAGGAAAAGAUCAUCAAGGAAGAGGUGCGAAUCUCCAAAAAGGACUUCGAGAGCGAAGAUGCCCGCAAGUAUGGUGGCUUAGACCGCUGGUAUCACGUCGAGUGUUUUGCCAAGUUAAGAUCGGAAUUGGGCUUCUUUGACACCGGUGCCAACAUCCUUGGUGCCGAUGCACUGACCGACGAAGAUAAAAAGACGCUCCUCAACGCGCUACCCAAAAUCAAGGAAGAAGACGGGCCUACCUCUGCUAAGAAGAUCAAAGAUGAGCCAAUAGACGAGAAGGAAGAGAAAGCUUUGCAAAAACAGAACAAGGAGUUCUUCAAGCUCAGGGACCAGCUGGAUGGUCUCACUAAAUCGAUUCAUACUCAAUUGCUUGAAUAUAAUGGUCAGCUUGUGCCUGUUGGUACAAUGGAGGUCAAAGAUGCCUUGACUGAUGCUAUGAUGUUUGGUGCUUUAGAGCCUUGCUCAAAGUGUGGUGGAAGUUUCAUGUAUCAAUCUAAUGUUGGCUACAAGUGUACUGGAAGUGUUAACGAAUGGGUUUUGUGCGAGAAUGUCACUCACAAUCCUAAGCGAAAGAAAUUUGUUGUGCCAGACAACUUGAAAGAAGAAAAUGCCUUCCUAGCUAAGUACAAGGGCAAGGUCAAACAGCGAUUAUUUAAAAAAGUAGCACCCUCAGUGUCUUUGGCUGUCAAAAAAGAAGAUGAGACAGAUGGUCCAAAGAUUCAAGGCAAACCCAAACCCUUGAAGCAUCUUGAUUUUGUCAUUACUCCUAAAACAAAGUUAAGUAAGGACCAUUUGAAGAAAGAAAUUUUAAUGCUUGGUGGCAACGUAAAGACCAAAGUGACGAGGGAAACAGCAGCCGUGAUUUCCACUCCGGAACAAGUUGAGAAAAUGCCCGUGGUUAUACAAGAUGCUCAGGAUUUCGAUAUUCACGUCGUAUCUGAAGACUUUGUUGAAGAAGCUAAGGAAUUCCAUGAUACGCCGUUCACUCUUAUAAAAAAAAAAUCUAUUGCUCCCUGGGGUGGUGAUGCACAGGCGCGCGUCUCAAAGUCUGUGGCUAUGAAAUCAGCCUCGGUGGGUAAAAGUAAAUACGUAAAAUCUAGCGGCACCGUCAAGUUGACAGUCAAAGGUGGCGGAGCCGUUGAUCCCGACAGCGGACUGUCCGACGUUGCUCACGUGUAUCAGAAAGGCAAUGAGAAAUUCACUACUGUGUUGGGAAUAACGGAUAUUCAGACGAAGAAAAAUAGUUUUUAUAAACUGCAAAUUCUUAAACAUGACAGUAGAAAAGAGUAUUGGCUGUUCCGCAGUUGGGGACGCAUUGGUACAACCAUUGGAGGAAACAAGGUGGACAAAUUAUCUUUAGAAGAAUGUAUUCAACAAUUCGAAGAUCUGUAUCAAGAGAAAUCCGGUAACAGUUGGUUAUUACGUGAUAAGUUUGUCAAAGUUCCUGGUAAAUUGUAUCCUAUCGAUAUUGAUGAUGGCACGACCGAAGACACUUUAGACUUGCUUGAGUCCAACGUAGAGAGUAAGCUAAAGAAGCCAGUACAAGAUUUGAUAAGACUGAUUUUCGAUGUGAAUACUAUGAAGAAAGCCAUGCUCGAGUAUGAGAUCGACAUGGAUAAGAUGCCCUUGGGCAAGAUUUCAAAAAAUCAAAUUCAGCAAGCUUACACAGUUCUUACAGACCUGCUGAAUCUUGUUAAGAGUGGAAGCACCGAAAGAGCGAAAUUUAUCGAGGGUUCGAAUAAAUUUUACACCUUCAUCCCCCACAACUUUGGCGUCAAUGAACCUACAAUCAUCGAAACUGAAAAAGAAAUUCAAACCAAAAGCGAAAUGCUCGAGUCCCUUCUCGAAAUGGAAAUCGCAUAUAAUCUCUUGCACACAAAGACAGAUUCCGAAAAGAAUGCACUGGAUGCUCAUUACGAGUUAUUGAAGACGGAUAUCGAUGUCCUAGACAAGGAGAGCGAGGAAUUCAAACUGAUCCAAAAGUACGUGACGAAUACCCAUGCCCAGACGCACACACAAUACGAUCUUAUCAUCGAGGAGGUGUUUGUGGUCAAGAGAGAGGGAGAAGAACGCAGAUACAAGCCAUUCAAGAAGUUGCACAACAGAAAGCUACUGUGGCACGGUUCCAGGGUCACAAAUUAUGCUGGUAUACUGUCCCAAGGUCUCAGAAUUGCGCCACCCGAGGCCCCAUGCACCGGUUACAUGUUUGGAAAAGGUAUCUACUUUGCGGAUAUGGUAUCAAAAUCCGCCAAUUAUUGUUGCACAAACACACAGAGCCCGACAGGUCUACUUUUACUUUGCGACGUCGCAUUGGGUAACAUGUACGAGUGUUAUCAUGCUGACUAUGUCACUAAGCUACCACACGGAACUCAUUCGACCUGGGGUCGUGGACAGACACAACCCGACCCAACUCAAUCCGUCAAACUGAAGAAAGGCGUGGAAGUGCCUUGUGGACCUGGAAUACCUGCGGAUCUUAAGCAGUCUUCAUCACUAUUGUACAACGAAUUCAUCGUUUAUGAUGUGGCUCAGGUUAAAGUUGACUAUCUUGUGAAAAUGAAUUUCAAGUAUAAGUACUAAAAAGCUGUUGCUGGUUUACGCUUUUUUUAUAACUCAUGUACUGUGCGUGUGUGUCAGAUAAUGUUAUUUAUUCUAUUAUUUUUUUUACAAAAGCGUUAUGAAAAUCAGUCUGUCACAUUUCAAUAAAUAAUAUUUGUGCUUGUACUGUGUA
Molecule: messenger RNA, 3443 nt
Organism: Copidosoma floridanum
Lineage: Eukaryota; Metazoa; Arthropoda; Insecta; Hymenoptera; Encyrtidae
Gene: Parp1
Product: Poly-(ADP-ribose) polymerase
Biological process (GO): double-strand break repair; protein poly-ADP-ribosylation
Cellular component (GO): nucleolus; nucleus
Molecular function (GO): DNA binding; zinc ion binding; NAD+ poly-ADP-ribosyltransferase activity
Source: RefSeq, a predicted model, not a curated record